AUGCAGUACCAGCCGAACUCGGCGCUAGGACCACAUGGAUACGUGUUGUCUACUACUGAGGGGAUCUUGAAAUUAUCUGAAACAGGAUUGUUGUUAAACAAACAGGGUAUACUCCGAUAUCGCAAGACCAUAGAGCAAAGUAAAGUUGAUUCGAUCAACAUGACUAGUACGGAGAUUACUUUGAAAUAUAUACCAGAGAGUAGUAUCAAUAUAGACAAAAAGAAUUCCGAGCAUUCAUGUGCCUGUGACACUAAUGGAAGUGAAUCAGACAUUUUAAAGAAAAUCUCGAAGCAAGAAUUGUCCAAUGUAUUGCACGAUGAACCUGCAACAGCCGAAAAUGAGGAGGCGCCUGUGGAAGUUGAAGAGCUCCCGAACAGAAGCAAAAAUGAUCCAUCAAUGUUGAGGAUGUCGAUCAACAUACGUCUAGGGAAAAAAGUUGGAAAAAUUCGUUUUGCACUGGGAUACCUAUCUGACGAGCAGGAGUGCUUUGAGCCGUUCUUCGAGGAUAGCUUCACGGGCGGCUCGUGUCUCAAGAUCAACCCCUCUGAUGAAAUCUACAGCGAGCAUCGCACUUCCAGGUUGUUUUUUAGCGAUUUCCCCAUCCAGAAGACGCUGAUAGCGUGUGUUGUGACAAAAACGUUGUCAGGUCAUGAAGACCAGCUCCUUAAUAUGCAAUUGAACAUGACGGAUGCGAGGGGGCAUAACACAAAGGUAGUUUUAGUGGGGCGUAGUGUACCCACCGAUCGCCAGCAAGACAGUGAGGCUGGCAACUCGGGCUCCGAAUUUCUCUUCGCUUACCCCGUGGAAGUUGAGCCGGAAUUUGGAUGCCUGCAGCAAUAUCUUUUGCUUAACGAGCCUGGUUUCUACGUUCCCGUGGAAAAUGUUUGUAACUGGAAAGUGAGGUACUACGAGGUGAAUGUGUCGCGAUCCUGCAUCAGGACGAUCACCUGUAAGACCGGGAUCCCUGAAGGGCCAAUACUUCUAGGACACUUCGCUCUUUGCGAAAAGAAAACAGGACAAUGAAUUUGUACCAAGACAAUCGAUAACCAAAUCAAGAUUUGUAUUUUCUAGUUAAAACUCGUACAUUGUACCUUUAUUUGUUGGACAGUGAUAGCAAAAACAGUAUUAAUUUAAGAAAAAUUUGAUUUUCCCUUGUUUUAUGGCUUUUGUGAGUACAUACUUUAUAGUAAGAAUGGUGUAUUUCCCUUAUUUUGUGAACUAUGUACUGUGCACCAAUUAAAAUAAAUUCCAUACUCAAAUAUUUUUAGAUUGUAUGAAACGUGCAGUCAUUGAUAGAUUGACAGAUGACGGAUCUUGUAAUAAACGGAGAUAGCCGUAAUCCCCUACGUUUUAAGCUACUGUUCGCUUUCAAACUUAGCCGGAUUAUACUUCGUGGCCAAUCGCGAUACUGUAAUAACUACUAUUUCAAACUUAUGUCAAACUAGCUGACCUGGCAAACGUUGCUUUGCCAUAUAAUUUAUUUUUAGAGUUAGACCGUUUCUUGGACAUUGUAACGUUACUUUAUUUUAUUUUAAAUAGCCUAAGUUACUCCUUAUUACAUCAGCUACCUGCCAAUACAAGUACCGUCAAAAUCGAUCCAGCCGUUUCAGAGAUUAGCCAGAUAAAACAGACAGAAAAAAAAUUGUUAAAAAUGUUAUUUUGGUGAUGUACCGUAUAUAUAUUCAUAUACAUGUAGUAAAAAACGAUUAUUUCAAUAUUACAAUCAGACACUCCAAUUUUAUUUAUAUGUAUGUAUGUAUAGAUGUCUGCACGUUUCAUACUAAACUAAAUUUCAAUUUUUGCUUAGGUAGUCCCGCCUGUCAUAUCUAAUAUCUAUCUAUAUAAUAAUAGUUUUGUACAUUUUUUGGGAUCAUGUUGUAGAAGCAUAAAGUAGCUUAUAUUAUGUAAUUGUUGUAAAUCAAAAAGAAGAGUAUUAUAGCGGCUGUAAUGUGAAAUAAUCUAUGGAUAGUAUUACAGCGUGACUUGUGUCAGUGAGAUUAGCGACUGGAAGUUGGAACGUUGCUUUUAUAUUUUAUGAUCGAUGAGGUAUGGGGUUUGAAAGACGAUUUAAAUUAUCAAUAUUAUUAAUGUCUCUAUAUAUACCUACAAAUAAUUAUAGAAAUACAUUUUUUUAAAUUUAA
Messenger RNA from Leptidea sinapis, 2141 nucleotides. RefSeq lists its product as uncharacterized. The coding region runs from base 1 to 1023 and encodes 340 amino acids. The record is from RefSeq and is a predicted model, not a curated record. The transcript is spliced from 2 exons. Lineage: Eukaryota; Metazoa; Arthropoda; Insecta; Lepidoptera; Pieridae.